Molecule: messenger RNA, 1376 nt
Organism: Thalassophryne amazonica
Lineage: Eukaryota; Metazoa; Chordata; Actinopteri; Batrachoidiformes; Batrachoididae
Product: 5-hydroxytryptamine receptor 1B-like
Exons: 1
Coding region: 99-1226 (375 amino acids)
Biological process (GO): adenylate cyclase-activating adrenergic receptor signaling pathway; bone remodeling; vasoconstriction
Cellular component (GO): plasma membrane
Molecular function (GO): G protein-coupled serotonin receptor activity
Source: RefSeq, a predicted model, not a curated record
UUGGAUGGAGCGGAACACUGGGUGUUUUACUCCAUCAAGACAAAAAGCGACAGAUCUCAGAAUGUGAAUUUAAAUAUGAAAACAGGUGAUUAAAAGUUAUGGAGCGCCCCGGUCAAGUCGAGCCACCUGAGCCGGUGAACGCCACGAACACCACGUUUGCUCCGGAUUCAUCCACGACAGAGGACGGCGCGGAGAGCCUCGCCUACCAGAUCGGCCUGGCGGCGCUUCUGUCUCUCAUCACGCUGGCCACAACUUUAUCCAACGCCUUCGUCAUCGCCACCAUCUCCAAGUCCAAGAAACUCCAAACACCUGCCAACUUUCUGAUCGCGUCCCUCGCCGUCACCGAUCUGCUGGUGUCCAUUUUGGUGAUGCCCAUCUGCGUCCUGUACACGGUGAUCCACACGUGGACGCUGGGACAGAUCGUGUGCGACAUCUGGCUGUCGUCGGACAUAACGUGCUGCACGGCGUCCAUCCUCCACCUGUGCGUAAUCGCUUUGGAUAGAUACUGGGCCAUCACUGACGCGGUGGAGUACGCGCAAAAGCGCACGCCGGGACGCGCAGCCGGGAUGGUGGCCACGGCUUGGGUCAUCGCCAUCUCCAUCUCGCUGCCGCCUCUCUUCUGGCGACAGGUGAAGGCGGAGGAGCUGACCAGCUGCACCGUCAACACAGACCACAUCUUCUACACCAUCUACUCCACCUUCGGCGCCUUCUACAUCCCUACGCUGCUGCUGAUCGUCCUCUACGGAAGGAUUUACGUGGAGGCGCGGAAGCGCAUCCUGAAGCAGUCCCCGCAGAAACCGGGGAAGAGGUUCACCUCGGUGCACCUGGUCACCAACUCUCCCGGAUCGGUGACGUCCACUUCUUCUCUAAAGUACGGCAGAAACGACACGCAGUCCAGCGACACCGGCUCGUGCGCCAGCGAGGUCAAAAUCACGGUGUCGGACGCGCUUUUGGAGAAAAAGCGCAUUUCUGCAGCUCGGGAGAGGAAAGCCACCAAGACGCUGGGGAUCAUCCUCGGCGCUUACAUCGUGUGCUGGCUGCCGUUUUUCAUUUACACAUUGGUGGUGGGCACUUGUGACACGUGUUUCAACCCUGACUUGUUUGACUUUUUCACCUGGUUGGGUUACCUGAACUCUCUCAUUAACCCGAUCAUAUACACCAUGUCCAACGAGGACUUCAAGAAAGCUCUCCAGAAACUCGUGCGCUUCAGAUGCUGCAGGUCGUAGGAAUAAAAUAAAAAAAUAAUGUGCAUUUUGUUUCCCCCUUGAGCACAACUUCAAAUCAUUUUGAAAUAGUUCCACAUAAAGAUGAGACAUUUUGUAAGACACAUUGUUCUUUUAGUCAUAAUGGGGAGGAAAAAAAUCAGCUCACAUGCU